GAUGGGGAAUCGGAAUCUUUCGGCACUUUGAGUUCCCCUUGCCUGUAAGUUCCCUCCGCCUGCAGUCCCAUCUGUGGAAGCAGCGGCGAGGAUGCAGUGCAGACUGGAGGCCGCAGGAAGGCUUGCCAGGGAGUUUGUGCGGACGGGAUCUGCUGUCAGAAAUAAAAUGGUGAAAAACUGGGGAGUGAUUGGUGGCGUAGCAGCUGCUCUGGCUGCCGGAGUGUAUGUGCUCUGGGGACCCGUUACAGAGAGAAAGAAACGAAAGAAAGGCAUGGUACCUGGGCUCCUGAACUUGGGGAACACCUGCUUUAUGAACUCCCUGCUUCAGGGCUUGGCGGCGUGUCCCUCCUUUAUCCGCUGGCUGGAGGAGUUCACAGGGGGCUACAACCAAGACCAGAACCAGCAGCAACAGCACCCCCAGCUGGCCAGAACCCUCCUGCAGCUUCUCAAGGCGUUGUCCACGCAGGAGCUGGCGGAGGGUGAUGUCCUGGACACAGGGAAGCUGCUGGAGGUCCUCCGAAUGUACAGAUGGCAGAUCAGCUCAUUUGAAGAGCAGGAUGCACACGAGCUCUUCCACGUGCUCACUUCCUCUCUGGAGGAGGAGGAGCGGAACCGGCACCCCCGCAUCACUCACCUGUUCGAUGUUCAGUCUCUCGAGAGCACCGCAGGAAUGGAUGAGAAAAACCUCAGCUGCAGGAGUCGAGGACCUUUGCAUCCAUUACCAAACUCGUGGCAAUCCCAGCAUCCUUUUCAUGGACGACUGACCAGUAACAUGGUGUGCAAGCGCUGUGACCAACAGAGUCCAGUCCGGUAUGAUUCGUUUGACAGCCUCUCGCUCACCAUUCCUACGACAACUUGGGGCCGGCCUGUGACGCUGGAUCACUGUCUCCAACAUUUCAUCUCUUCAGAGACGAUCAAAGAUGUGGAGUGUGAGAACUGCACUAAGAUCCAUGCAGGUGGAGUGUUAAAUGGACAGGUUGUGGAAAGCCAGAGGACAACUUUUAUCAAGCAGCUCAAACUGGGGAAGCUGCCCCAGUGCCUGUGUAUUCACCUGCAGAGGCUGACCUGGUCCAGCCAGGGCACUCCCAUCAAGCGGCAGGAGCAUGUGCACUUCACAGAGUUCCUGUCCAUGGACUCCUACAAGCACAGAACGGCGAGUCAGAGGUCACAGCGACAGAACCGGGCAGCCAGGCUGAGCUUUCCAGAGGAUAGCAGGGUGUCUCCCAAACCCUCAGAUCCAGACCAAUCAAACAACAACAAAAAGCCACUGACGAAUGGAGCAUGCUCAGCAGGGUACCUGCCCCCCUCCACAACAAGCCCCCCAUUUGCCCUCACCUACGAGUGCAGUUUGUCUGCAUAUCUCUUCCGAUUGUCAGCUGUGUUGGUCCAUCACGGGGACAUGCACUCGGGACACUUUGUCACCUACCGCCGCUCCCCUCCCUCUCCCAAGAACCCAUCCGCCUUCAGCAGCCAGUGGCUGUGGGUGUCUGACGACUCUGUACGCAAGGCCAGCCUGCAGGAGGCGCUCUCCUCCAAUGCCUACCUGUUGUUCUACGAGAGGGUCCGGCCAGCCCCCUCACUUCUGCGCCCCAGCCCGAGGCUGACGCCUGAGGAGUGAGAGAGACUGUAUCGCCAGAGAUCCUGCAGAUAGGAAUGCAUUGCACCUGCCUCUGCCCUGUGUAUGAUCAGUCAGGUGGAUUCCGUCUUGAGGUCCUUCCUUAACCUUAACCACUACAGUACUGUACUGAUGCCCCGUGUGUGUUGUGAACUUUCCUCUAUAGCUGUAAAACCUUUGUCUUUUUAAUACACAGAAACAAAUAAAUAAAACAAGAGGAGAUACAUGAUGUUCCACUGUA
Molecule: messenger RNA, 1856 nt
Organism: Acipenser ruthenus (sterlet)
Lineage: Eukaryota; Metazoa; Chordata; Actinopteri; Acipenseriformes; Acipenseridae
Product: ubiquitin carboxyl-terminal hydrolase 30-like
Exons: 13
Coding region: 92-1618 (508 amino acids)
Biological process (GO): protein deubiquitination
Cellular component (GO): cytosol; nucleus
Molecular function (GO): cysteine-type endopeptidase activity; cysteine-type deubiquitinase activity
Source: RefSeq, a predicted model, not a curated record